GGGAAUAUAUAAGACAAGAGUUAAGUCGGAUAGUUGUUUAGUUGAACUUUAAUUUAAUACCAGACAUUUGUGAAACUAUUUGAAAAAAUGCAGUCCCUAAUAAGCGUUUUUAUUGCAUUACUAGCGGGUGUAUUAAUAAUAACUGAUAUUUCUUUCGCUGCUAAACAACCAUUGUGUACAUACAAAACAUCCGAAGGUGAGACAGUCUUUCUAACUUAUAUGCCAACAUCAAAGAAAGGUGAAGAAUAUGUUGACUUCAAUCCUACUGGAAAGGGAAUGUGUGUUAGAAAAGCAACUUGUUUAGAUGAUUUUACUACCAAAGUUGAAGACUGCACCUCUGCGAAGAUCACUUGCUCAAAUAGACGACAAUUUCAAGGCGUAUUUCCAAGUUGUUGUAUUAAAUGUUAAACACGAGUCAUUAAUUGUUAUGUAAAAUGUAAUAACUUUGUUGCCGGACAAUUAAAAUAAAUAAUCUGAUGUUUCUUUA
Messenger RNA from Eupeodes corollae, 487 nucleotides. RefSeq lists its product as uncharacterized. NCBI's taxonomy places the organism in Eukaryota, Metazoa, Arthropoda, Insecta, Diptera, Syrphidae. The transcript is spliced from 3 exons. The record is from RefSeq and is a predicted model, not a curated record. Bases 88 to 408 code for a protein of 106 amino acids.